Messenger RNA from Chilo suppressalis (striped riceborer), 2028 nucleotides. The record is from the annotation of a GenBank genome assembly. Lineage: Eukaryota; Metazoa; Arthropoda; Insecta; Lepidoptera; Crambidae.
AUGGAUUAUGAUUUGACACGGAUUGACUAUAUUAUUACUGGAAUUACAUACCCGGAUACGUUAAAAGUAUUGCCAGCAACAACGCCUAAGUCACAGCAAAAGUUUGUCGUCGGGGAUAAAAAUGGUGUAUUACAGUGUUUGGGCAUCAAGGAUGAAGAGCCAGUAGUUCAAUUUAAAACAUUACCCGGAAAACCAAUUACUUCUGUACAACUUUCAUGUGUCUCUGGCGUACAAACAGAUAAAAUUUUCGUUGCAACUGGAAAUGAAGUCAAGGGUUACACAAGAAAAGGAAAAGUAUUUCUGACAAUCGAAACUUCUGUCUCCGAAACAAUUACUUCUAUGUGCGUCGUCGGAGGCGAUCUGAUUCUCUGCAGUGGACGAACGGUCACAUGUUACAGAGAUUUACGGGAGAUGAAUUCAUAUGUUUGCGAGGAUAGAGUGCUCGAUAUGGCGGUGUUUGCCGCUCCGAACAGUACCCGAAUACGUUUGCUAGCUUUGGUAGCCAACAAAGGAGCAGUACUUUUAGAAAAUGGCCGAUUAAUUGCACACGCUACAAUAUCUUCUGGUCCGUCACGGCUAGCUGUUCCUCCAACUCAUCACUCUAAUGACACACAUGCAUUUUAUGGAGCAGUGGAUGGUUGUAUCGGUCUUAUUGUUUAUCAAGAUUCAAUGCUCACCACAAUAUGUUUGAUGGAAUGCCGCGGUUUGGGUGCUGUGGUAUGUAUGGGAUGGUUCUUUAGUGUUGGUGGUGCUCACCUCGCCAUCGGUCGCCACGACGGAUCUAUACAACUUUAUCUUGUGGACUUAGAAAACAUAACAGAGAAACCACGUUUGAAAUUUACCUAUUUUUGUGGUGAGCCAGUGACAUCAGUCACCGGAGGUUCCAUAGGGUCUGAAGAUAACGAGUUACUGGCUAGUACCUUUUCAGGAAGAAUAUUUGCGCUGCGGUCACGUCGUCAUGCUUCGGGAAGCCUUGCAAUGGCUAAUAUUCCCCAAGAAGCUUUUGCUUCAAGAAGAUCGAAACUGGAAACAGAAGUCGCUCGAUUGGAAAAACAAACAGCAAAUGAACGAGAAAAAUACCAACGAAGCACUCGUUCUCUGAAUGCAGGAUUAUCAGCACCACCUCUCCUCGACAUUCAAUGCGAGCUAACAGGAGCGAAAGAAGAUGGUUGGCAAGAAGCCAGAAUCACAUCAGCCGUUCCACUGGACAUGCUAUUUGUUUAUUGUGGCCGUAAGCUAGACAUGAAGACCGACAGUGCUGCAGUGCUCAGCAUAUGUUCGUCACAGGGUACGAAUCAAGACUUGCUAGCAACAGUAAGAUGUCAAGCGGGCACAAGACGAUUAUGGGUGCGAAUGCGUUACAAAGUCGGCAUAAACAUGAGGAUUUCAGAGUCAGUCAGCGUACUCAUUUAUGUUUUACCCGCGGGAGCACCAAGAGUAGCGCGAUUGCUCGUUGUACGAAUGCCGCUCCUUCCAUAUUACUCGCAACACGAAAACCAGAGUGUAGAAAAUGAACUAAGAUCAUGGGCUGAAGUGUUAGUAACUGGGAGUUUCUCUGUCGCGGAAAUGACGUCAUGGCUAACUGAAGUCCUACCUGGAGAACUUCCAAGGCCUUCUAAUAACAUAGUCUUUGCUCGAUCUCAUACCCUUCUAAAGACUAUUCUUUUAUGUCAAUACCGGCGUGGAAAUGCUGUGUUUAAAACAGACAAUAUUUCAACUCUAGCAGUCAUACGAGAUAUUAUGUCCAAUUGUUCUGUAACCAAAAGUAUAAGAGUAGAAAUCACCUACGAUAUUCCAAGUGAUUGCUGCUUGAAGUCUUUUAUUCGAUUGCAAGAAUAUUUCGAAGAAGAAUAUAAAAAGCAUAACAGCUUAUUCAUUAAGAAAGCUAUAAGAUCAUUGGACUUAGAUGACAAAGCUGUCAAUGAUGAAGAACACACUUUGUGUGAAGACUAUUGGCAUAUAUGGAACGCAGUUGAUGAAGAUAACACAAAGUCAAAUUUUGAAGAACUUGUAGGUAAGUCAAGUUAA